AUGGCCGAUAACGACCUACUUCUGAUCCAGACAGGAGGCACAAUAGACAAGGAUUACCCCAAACGGAAGGGAGGCUAUGCGUUUGAGAUCGGGGACUCGGCCGUGGAGAAGAUAAUGAGGACUUUCAGUCCUAGGUCCUCCUGGAGCUUCAGGACGGUGUGCAGGAAGGACAGCCAGGACAUCACACAGGAGGACAGAGGGUCCAUACUGGAUGUAUGUAGGGACUCCCCCAGCACACGGAUCCUGAUAACGCAUGGAACAGACACACUGAUAGAAACAGCUCAGUUCAUCGGUUCUCACCGCCUGAAGAAGGUCAUUGUUCUCAUGGGAGCCUUCUUGCCAUAUGCCUUCAAAGGCUCCGACGCCGAGUUCAACGUUGGUUUUGCUGUAGGCUGCCUACAGUGCCUCGCCAAACCUGGAGUGUAUGUAACCAUGGGGUCGCAAGUGUUCGACUGUAACGAAGUGUGCAGGGAUGAUGUAAGUGAGGAGUUUGUCAAGAAGUUCACCAGUUCAUGAAUAUGACUGUUG
Haliotis rubra (blacklip abalone) is the source of this 528-nucleotide messenger RNA. RefSeq lists its product as uncharacterized. Bases 1 to 516 code for a protein of 171 amino acids. The record is from RefSeq and is a predicted model, not a curated record. NCBI's taxonomy places the organism in Eukaryota, Metazoa, Mollusca, Gastropoda, Lepetellida, Haliotidae. The transcript has 3 exons.